AUGAGGAUCUUUGUCGACGGUGCAUGUCGCAAUAAUGGGUAUUCAGGCGCAGAGGGCUCUGCGGCAGCAGUGUUCAAGAGGGGCAAAAACCAGAUACUCCAGAGUCACAAGUAUCGCCUACCUGACGACCCAGCCCCAACAAACCAACGAGCUGAGAUUACAGCCAUCAUCAUCGCUCUGAAGCAGGCCCUGCACAAACAUGAAGACCUGGACACAUUUCCCAGGCUGGACGUCAAGAUCUUCUCCGAUUCCGAUUACGCAGUUAGGUGCAUGAAUGAGUUCGUGUUCAAAUGGCUUGAGAAUGGCUGGACCACUGCGGCGGGCAGGCCAGUUAAGAACCAGGAUCUCAUCAAAGAUGCUGUUCGCUAUCAUGACGAACUCAAAAGGCUGGGGAAAGUUAGGAUUCGCUGGAUCCCGAGGGAGCAGAACCAGGAUGCUGAUCAGCUUUGCAAUGAGGUUUUAGAUGGCUAUGAUUAUUAUGAUGAAUAUUACUAA
This is a messenger RNA of Pseudogymnoascus verrucosus, 495 nucleotides long. RefSeq lists its product as uncharacterized. NCBI's taxonomy places the organism in Eukaryota, Fungi, Ascomycota, Leotiomycetes, Thelebolales, Thelebolaceae. Gene Ontology annotation, molecular function: nucleic acid binding; RNA-DNA hybrid ribonuclease activity. Gene Ontology annotation, biological process: DNA replication, removal of RNA primer. The coding region runs from base 1 to 495 and encodes 164 amino acids. The transcript has a single exon. The record is from RefSeq and is a predicted model, not a curated record.